Phyllotreta striolata is the source of this 7512-nucleotide messenger RNA. The record is from the annotation of a GenBank genome assembly. Lineage: Eukaryota; Metazoa; Arthropoda; Insecta; Coleoptera; Chrysomelidae.
AUAUUUAAAACUAUGUGUCAAAAGUUCACUAAAAAUUAAAUUUAGUUAAUAAUAAUGGGUAUAAACGACAUAAAUUGGUGCUAAUUAACAUGGGAGGGUUCCUAAUAUUUUUCAUUGGAGUUUGCGUUCUAUUUUUCACCUUGUCAUGGAUUAUUCCAAUGAUAAUUUCAUGGCAUUUCGAAAAGAAAUACGAAAUUUCCUUGAAGAUCGGAAGAAUAGGAUUGCCAUAUUUAAAACUAUGCGAUAUAAAUUUAUCCAAAAAUGGUUUCACUAUACAUAUAGACGAAAUUGGCAUAAAGAGCAGCUUCCUAAAUUCAGAAUUGACAAAACUAAUCACACUAAUGGUGAAAGAUGUUCGCAUUAACAAAGAUUUGAGUACAAAAAAACUGGAAGAGGCCUCCAUUAACGACACGCUACUAGAUUUUAGAGACAAACAAGUACCUCACUUCAUAAACACUUUCGCCCAAUUUAUGGCUGUCCACGUGUACAACAUAUCAGCUAUGCUCCUGCGAUCGGAAACACCGGGCUGUCUCAUACACGCCACAGCGAGCCAGCUACACUUAGACGGAAGCAUUUUAAAAAACGCCAAAUCCCUGUUAGUUACAGUCAACCUAAUGGACACUGAAAUCAAAGUUCUCAGGCACGCCGAGCAAAAGACCAAAGAAACCAAAUUAGCCGAAUUCAGCUUCGGCAUAUCCUUGGAAGCCAUAUUGGUGGCUCAAGGCCCGUUGUCAGUCGAGAAGCUGCACGUGAAAAUGUCCCAAAGCAGAGCCACCAUCAAUGGAGCUUUCUACAAUUUGGCUCAUAACUCCAAGAAGUUAGAUAAUAAUAGAGAUUUAAUUUGCUAUAAUCAUAGUUAUCCAGAAGAUGAUAUUUUUAAGAGGAUACAGCCAAUUAUUCCAAAGAACUGUUCGUUGAAUAUUGAUGACACUUCAUUAAGCGGUGUUAAAGACAACGGACAAAUCGAAUACAACUCCUCACUCAAAAGUUUAGCUCUAAAUUACAGAUCGAUAUUUUCGGAUGAUAAGAAUACUUCGAACAACAGCUAUUCAAUGCUAUUUAAUUUCUUCAUAACAGAUUUGUUGCUGUUGAAUAGCAGAGAGAAGCUAUUGGAAUUGAGGCACCUCGGUGUCGAUGCUAAAUUGAAACAGGGUAAUUUGAAUAUUUUCUUGCAACAAAACAGCCUGCUUAUAACGUACGAUCACAACACGAUUCACAAAUGGGUGUGCACGAAUUUCCCGCAACAUCGAACAAACAUUCUGCCGUUGAAACUCGAACCUACCAGAAACGCGGACGCCAGAGUGAUUAGAAAAAAUACGGCUUUGGAGAAAAUUCUGGAGAAGUUGUGCGUGAAUUUCUGCGCCGAAUUCAGUCAAAUUUUAGUGAUAAUCAGAUUGAAGGAUCAAAACUCGUCUAUGGGAUUCAACAAAGUCAGGUUUAUGCUAGACCAAGCUCAAGAAACCAGAGGGGUAUUUUGUAAAUCAUACUUACCGAACCUUCUGUUAAAAAAUCGCCAUUGGACCGUAGAAUUUUUGGUCGAGUCUUUAUGGUGGUCGUUUAAAGAAUGGCCACAAGACACCAACGUCUCCAAAGUCAUGCACAUCUGGGGCACUCCGUUAUAUCUCGGCAUGGGAAUCGUUAAAUUUACUACGGUUCACAACCGGGACGUCAAAAUGGAGUCUCUUUUGGACAUUGUUCAAUUAGAAUGGUCGUUGGAUUUCGCCGAUUACGUCUUACUAGCACUAAGAUGCUUUAAACAAUACGGGCAAAUGAAACUAAAAUUACCGAGUCCAUCGAAGAGCGUUGUAGAAGACAACGGUGAAAAAUUAUCCAUGCAUUUGAUCGUAACGCAUUUCAAUUUCUUCUGUCAAUCCCAAAACGAAGAAUACUUCGUGUUUCGUUUGAACACCAUCAGCCUCGAUAAAACCCCCGCGACGUCGAACGUGAAGUUCGAGGAGUUCAAAAUGUUCAGUUUGAACAACAGCGGGGACUGCUACACUUGCAUCAGGACCGAAGACAUAUCGAAUUACAAGGCAUUCGUGAAGACGGCUUGCCUGGAAACGCGACACAACAAGGACAAAAUCAAGGAGACCACGUUCACGCUAUUGGACAACAUCGUGACGUAUUGGUCUACGAAUUUCCACAUGAAAAGCUUGCUGUUGUACAGGGACGUAAGAGACUUUGUGUGCGCCAUUCGAGAGGAAUUAGGCGUGGAGAGUACGAGGAGUUUACCGGUUAAAAGCGUCACCAAUUUGAACAUAUUCGGUAAAUUCGAGUUCCACAUCGACAUCAGUCCCGAACACAACGCUAAAGUCUCUUUAGACGAAUUGAUCCUCACUAAGAAAUUGGAAGACGCCGCAUCGUCGUCGGAUAUCUACUUGAACACGUCGCUGGUGAUAACGAUAGAUAACUCGGACAUAUUUACUAUAGGAGGCGUCAAUUUCCACCCGAUCAAAUCUCACGCUUUGGUCGAAGCCGAACGAUCGGACGUCGAAAGUUUCGCGGUACCAUUCAACAAAACCUGGGGCGUGAACAUCGAUUCCUUCAAAGCGGUGUUCCCUCACGAGCACAAUUUCGCCGAGGCCUAUCAAAACCAGUUCGUUUCGGUGUUCAAAUGGCUGAAAAUCGUGCACGAUCUCAAGAAGGACAAGUCCGCCGAUAGGCCAUUGCCCAGCGAUUUGCUCAUAAAGGUUAAAGAAUUUCUGUUCGAAAUGAGCGACGAUCCGUUCGAAGUGAAACUGCGCGACAACUUCGAGCUGCUGGAGGACGAAUACAACGAGAGCUUGAAGAGGCAAAAGAUGCUCAAGGAUAAGAUUGCAGAUUUGUUGAAAACGCACUUGCACAUGCCGGCCGGCAGGGUCGAAGAGUUGUACGUUUCCCUCAAGAAAAAAAACGCCGAAAUCUACAUACAACGAUCGAAAUUAAUGUACAAAGCCGCUCCGCCUCGCACCCGCCUCUUCGCUUGGAACAUCACCAACGUCGAGAUACUCGUGAUGGCCGAUCCGACGAUUCACGGCGCCGAUAACGCGAUCAGAACGAUGCGCGAGAUCGAUCACGAGACGCCGUGGCCGGAGGAGCAGAUGGAGUUUUCGACGUUGUGGUGUCGAGUGGUGUCGUUCCGAUGCGCCGAUUGGAAUUUCCUGCUCAGGGAUUUCCCGCAGCCGUUGAUGAACGUGAAGAAGUUGUACGUGUGCGGGCAAUUGGUCGGCGCCGAGCAGGUGGCGCCCAAAAGAGCCGUACGUACGGUGGUGAUACAAUUAGGGGAACCCUUCGAACCUUAUGUAAUAGAAAGGGGAAUGUUACCGUUGAAAUAUUAUCACGAUUUCAAUUGCGAAAUCGAAUCGUUUAGCUACGCUUUCGGUCCUUGUUGGGAGCCUGUUAUAGCCCAAUGUAAUCUCAAUUUUAAUCAAAUAUCCGCUCCAUCUAGAGACCCUUCACCACCGUUGACGUUUUGGGAUAGAAUGAGACUAUUAUUGCACGGAAGACUUACAAUGGUCGUGCAACAAUUAACUGUUUUAUUGCACGGGUCUUUGGAUCCUUACAAUACCACCGAAGAAAUGGCUCUAACGUGGGAAAAAGUCGUCAUGGAUUGGACAAACGCUAAAUUCGUCUAUAAAGGCGAUUUGAACGUGUACGUGCGAACGGCCUCGAAAUACGACGACGUCCAGCUACUGAAACUGCCGAAUUUGAAGCUGAUACUCGGCAUACAAUGGCAGUGCCUCGGCAAUCCCAACGACCAUCACAGCGUCGUCCAAUGCGCCCCCGACAAAGUACCCGAAUACUCCAGCAACCAAGUACACGAUUCGUUCAGAGCCUUCCGAUCGCAGAACGUCAACCUCAGCAUCGUCCUCGAAACGCGUCCCGUCCCCAACGAGCCCAACAGCUGUCCCAUUUUAUUGCUCUACGGCAGCACGCUGCGAUGGAUCGAAAGCCUCAAACUGAUCCUAUCGGGCGUCACCAGACCCACGAAGCGCGGCAGGAUCUUCAACAAUCUGAGGCCCAGGAAAACGCAACUCAGUCGACACUACAAAAAGAUACACCUGCUGAUGCACCUGCACAAGUUCCAAGUGUGCUACUGGAUGUCGUUUUCGAUGCAACGCGGCUGCGAAUUGUUCGGCGGUCGGUUGUCGUCGAGCGCCGAGCACACGCUGUCGCUGGUCGGCGUCGACGACGGGCUGAAGCACCGGCCGAAGGCCGAAUGGUCGGUGGUCUACAUGAAUUCGGAGCUCAACGACUUCGAGAUCUGGCUGAAGAGCGCGCUGCACGACGAGAUGGAGCUGGAGCUGCCGGCGCCGCGCCAGCCGGUCGAGAAGUGCUACUGUCUGUCGGUGGCGAAAGUGUCCUACGGCAGGGAGACGAUCGUGCACGGACAGGAACGGAACAAGGACGUGCCCACCCAUCGGUUGGUCGUCUACGAUUUGAAGGGGGCUUGGACGAAGAGCAACCGGAACGUCGCCUUCGCUCUGUUCGAUACGUUCAUGAAGACCAUGAGAAUGAAGAAAAAUUUAUCGACGGACGCUCUGAAGGGUUUCCGAAAGGACAACAGUACAACACCGUUGAAGAGGAAAAACGCCGAUACUACUAGUACUCCUUCUAAUAACUCCAUUCAAGCCAUCCAGUCGGCUAACGCCGUGCAAGAUACGCCUUCUCCUAUCAGCAAAUUGCAAUCCGGCCACGCCGCUAACAUGCUGCAGCAACUCAUCGCCGAGGCCGACAACAAUUCGGUCGUUUACAGCGACGAUUUAUCGUCGACGUCCAGACAACAGCACUUGCAGGGCCUGCAGGCUUGCCAAGCGGACGACGUUUUGCACAAAAACUGGCAAAUUGCGCUGGUGAACGCCCAGGUGUUGCUGAAAGGUUGCGAAACGAAGGGCUACGUGAUACUGAGCGCCGCCAAAGCGGAGAUCGUGCAAAGCAUCCACAGACCGGCCUGGAAGGAUAGAACUUUAGUGUCGAAAACGACGUGGGUGGGAACGUUGGAGUGCAUGCAGUAUUACGCUACAGUCAACGCCGGUGAAAACGAUACAGCAGACGAAAAUAUAAUGUGGUUGACUGUGGACAACAUCCAAGAGAAGGAAUCCGCCGAGAUAUCGGAGCCCUGCGAGGUGCCGAACCUGGUCGGUAGCGGCGUGUCCGUGGGCGCCGUCGUCAGCGAUACCGUCGGACCUAGUUCGUCGAGACAGUUGCAACGGAUAGUGUCGCGGUGCAAGUGCGAGUUCUUCUACGCCGAUUACGGCGACAUCAGCGUCGAUCCGGAGGGCAUCGGGGAGAUACCGUCGCCGCCGCAGGAGGACGUGGGACCGUGGGAGAACCGGCAAUCGGCCAUCGACGCUUUCACCUUGAUGCAUUACGAUCUCGACGUUUGCACGAAUUCCCUACAAUACGCUAUGCUGUUGGAUAUCGUAAACAAUCUCCUGCUGUACGUCGAGCCGCACAGAAAGGAAGCCCUGGAGAAACUGGCGCGGAUGAGGUUCAAACUGCAACUGCACAGCGUCGACGAUCAAAGGAAACCCAUACAGAACCAACAGACGCUCGUGAGGAGCACGCAGAGCAAAUUGCGGCGAUUAGAAAAAGAAACUUACUUAGUCAACAAAGCGUUGGAGGAGAAUCCCGACGAUAUCGAGCUGCGACAAGAAUCCGAUAGAUUAGAACGAUUAAUGUACGAUUGCAAGAAUCAGCUGAACGCGCAAAGCGAGGAGCUCGACAUGAUGUUGUCGUGCUUCAAGGAAACCCAGUUGUUGGCCAACGCCCGCUUGGCCACCACCAGAAACGACAAACCCCUGACGGUGGUCAGGGCGAACGAGAUAUGCUUCAAGCACGCCCAGUGGAGGCUGACCGAAGCCGACGGGCAAAUCGGUAUCGCCGAUUUGGUACUCAGCAAUUUCCUGUAUACGAAGAAUUCGAAGAGCGACGAUUCCGUAGAGCAUCUGAUGGAGCUGGCCUAUUUGAGGAUGACGAAUUUACUACCGAACGAAAUCUACAAAGAGGUGAUUUGUCCCACGGAAAUUCAAUUCGACAUGCCCAUAGAGCACAAGAAAGUGCUGAGGAUCUUCUGCAGGGAGAAACCUCCCGUCGGGGGGAUAUCGGUGAAGGAAAUAUUCGAGAUUAAUCUGGUGCCCUUGACCAUAGGGCUGACGAAGAAGUUUUACAAUACGAUGAUGAAGUUUUGUUUCCCCGAAAGGGAGAGCGAAAGCAGCGAUUUCAGCGAUAGGGCGAGCGAAGACGGCGAGUCGGAGCAGAAAGGGAAGAAAUCGAAAGGGAGGCGGAAUAGGGAUUCGAAUUUUUACGUGCACAUCGACGAUGUGGAAAAAAUGAAGGAAAGAGCGGAAAAGAACAAACUAUUCGUUUACAUAAAAAUUCCCGAAGUACCCGUGAAGUUGAGCUACAAAGGAACAAAAGAGAAGAAUCUGGAAGACUUGAGGGAUUAUUCGUUGAUAAUUCCGACCCUCGAGUACCACAAUAUGACGUGGACUUGGUUGGAUUUGUUGAUGGCUAUUAGAAACGACAGUAAAAGGGUUAUAUUAUCGCAAGCUAUCAAGCAGAAGUUGCAAAUUAAAAGAAACACCGGAGCGGCCGAUGAAAGUUCGGCUCCCCAAGAGGAAGAUAAGGCCAGAAUGUUGUUUGGCACGAGACAUGCGCCCGAAAACAAGAGUAUAAGGAGAGGAGUGUUUCGAUUCAACAAAUGACGAAUACCGAAAAAAGUGUAAAUUACGAUGGGUUUACAUUGGAUGAAACGAAUGUGAUUAUUACGGCAAAGUGAUAGUAUUUUAAUCUACAUAAAAUUCUAAUCGAAAAUAUUAGGUGGAUAUUUGAUUUGUCUUGUAAGUAAAAAAAGUUACUUUCAACAAGUUUUAGCAGUAUUUUAAGUAACAAAAAAAGUGUAUUAUUUAUAUUUGUUAAAAUAAAAAAAAUGUUAACAUACUUAACGAUCAUACAAACUGAAAUUAUCACAAAAAAAUAAGAAUUAUUUAUUCAACGUAACAUCAAACAAUAGUCGUAAAAAUAGUUUUUAAUCGAUCCAAUACUUCCAAUUCCGACCGACUGAGGCCGUUUUGAUUCGACAGCUGAUUGAGUGAAAAAGUAGCAGAAAUAAGCGUAGAAGAUUUCUCGGGAAUCAAACGUUCCAAGACUUUUUGAGUAUGAUGUCGAAACACUUCAUAAUAUAAAUCGAUACAAUUUUGUAAAAGAACAAGAUCGUUUUUUUCCAACAAAGUAACCAGAUGACCCAACGACAAACAUACCUGAAAUAUAUUUAAACUAACAAAUCAGUAAAUAACAAACAUAAAGUACAUGUACCUGUUCGAUGAGAUGAUCCCUAUGAAUGUACUCGCUCAGAUCCUCCAUGUUUUGGGAAUUUUCCAGGGCUUCUAAAAGCGCCGUCCACACGUUGUAAUAAUGGUUACCGAAACAUUCUCUGCUGCUCGGCACGGAGAGGGCGAGAGCCGCGUUUAUUCGAACUUUGAAAUUCUUGAAGUUCACCACCAAUUCCGUCAAAGCUUUAAACACCGAGCU